GUUAAUUUGACACCAAUACUAUUGUUUAAUAAAUUGUUUUAGUUCGUAUAAGAUUAUCGACGAAAAUGGACGUACACUGGUUUUACUGUGUGCUUGUUUUUCACAAACUUGUUUCGGUAUGGUCAAGAGAACUUUUGUUGUAUUCUUUAAAUGAUGGCAAUAAAAUACCCGCUGUAGCAUUGGGAACCAGCUUAGGACAUUUGGCAGACGGUACGAGAGUUCUUCCUGUGAAUCACUCGUUGGCACAAGCCGUACAAUGGGCUCUAGAGGAUGGCUAUAGACAUAUAGACACUGCGUCCCUGUACAAAGUUGAAGACGAGGUCGGCCUUGGCAUACGAAAUUAUGUCAGAGAUUCCCACGUCGAUAGACGAGACAUAUACGUGACUACUAAACUGUGGAAUGAUGCCCAUGAGCGCAAUGAGGUUAGACCCGCUUUAAGAAAAUCUUUGGAAGAGUUGGGACUGGAAUACGUGGACCUUUAUUUAAUGCAUUAUCCUAUGGCUUAUAAAGUGAGUCAUAAAGACGGUAAUAUUAGUCGAACAGACUAUGUGGAGACGUGGAAGGGUUUAGAAAACGUGAAGGAAGCUAAUCUAACCAAAUCUAUUGGCGUGUCAAAUUUCAACUUGUCACAAAUGCAACGACUCUGGGAACGUAGUAGAAUUAAGCCAGCCGUUUUACAAAUCGAGGUAAACCCUACAAUAACUCAAAAUGAAUUAGUCAAUUGGUGCAAUGAUCAUGGAGUCGUGGUGAUGGCUUACAGCCCAUUUGGCGCGAUACUGGGGCGAAAGAAAGAUGCCCCACCACCACGUGCGGAUGAUCCGAUAUUGAUGCAAGUUGCAGAGAAAUAUAAUAAAACAGUCCCUCAAGUUUUACUAAGAUAUUUGUUGGAACGAAAGCUGGUGGCUAUUCCACGUUCGACGAACAAAGACCGUAUCAAGCAAAACAUCGACCUAAUGGAUUUUUCACUCACUUCUGAAGAAGUUGAGGAGCUGUCAAGCUUUAACAGUAAUUACAGACUCCGGACACCAGCUAAGUGGUAUCCGCACCCACAUUUUCCAUUCGAGAAAAAGAACCUUACUUCAAUGGAAAUAAAGCACAUAAUCGCGAACAGUAAAGAUGACUGAGAUAAAAGAAAUCUUUGAUUUCCACAUUCGAAUUACAAUAUCGCGGUUAAAAACUUUUGAUUGGUGAUAAUUGAACCCGGAAUUUCCAUUAAGCAGUCUUAUAUUUUAAGAGCAUAAAUAUUACAAAGUUUGCCUUUGUUAGCGUACUUUCGAGACUUUCCUUCUGUUUAAUGAAUUUGUUUUAUGUGACGUUUAUUAUAAUAAUAUUUCUGUUUAAUUUUGUAGGUAAUUUAUGUUUUCUAAAUUGAGUAAUGUGGUUUUACCUAAAAAGUUUUGUUAUAUACUCUUCCCUGCAAGGUUUAAAAAUAUUAGUGGAAUAUGUGUUGGGCUUGUUAACUCAUCAAAGUCGGUACAGAAUCACAGAUGAUAAAUAUAUGCGACCGAACUAAACUCGCGGCGCGUUCAGAUAUAAUUAAUUAAAAUUAAAUUUACUUCGAAGUAGAAAAUCUCGUAUACUCUUUCGUUUAUAAUUACGUAGCUAUGUUUUCAGGAAUUAAUAAAAUAUAAUAUUUAAAUCUGGCGAGUAAAUUAUCCUCGGCUAAUCAAUUUAUAAUUACGAAUUUAAUAACAUUCCCAAGUCCUCUUUUGUCUAUUUCUGUAAAUUUGUGUUUACGCUGUGGUGAAAAGAAUAACAGUACUUUAGUUAAAACGGUUAGUUAAAAUUUUAUCCAGCUCUAAAACUGACAAAAUGUAAUAUCAUAAAUAUAAGAAAUUUUAAAUUACUUUUAGUUUUUUCCCUCUAUUCUAACGCCUGCGUUGGAACAUUAUUCAAUUAUUGGAAAAUUAAUUAAGUUACAAGCUACCUUUCAAACAAUUAGAAAGAAAUGUUUAUUAAAUUCAAAGCCUCAUAGUGUAUGUGGAAAAUUAUGAAUAACUGUUAACUAAUUAACCUUAUAUAUGUGUACAUAUAUAGCGACCUUUAUAUUUAAUAUAAUUUUUUCUUUAAAAAAAGUCAGCAUUGAUUGUCGAAGCUGUUAACGGUGAAUGAUUCCAAAAUGAAUGAGUGAGAGUUGGCCUAUAUCCAUGGGAGUGUUAGUCUCAAGCCUAAGUCGUGCGUCCGAAUCACGGCGGAAAGAAAAUAUGAGGUUGGUCACCCAAAAGGUUGACCAAUAAGACGCCAACAUCAAAAUUGAACUACUGUUUCUGUGUAUUGAUUUUUCUUGACCGAAAGAUACUGACAAUCCACGGCUAACCAAUGUGAUUAUAUCCCCACCUAUCUACUAAAUAUACUUCUCAAAAAUGUCGCUAUCGUAUCAUUUUAUACAUUAUAUUUAUGUCUUGUAGUAUAUAAUAUUCUAUUAAGCGGGCAUUGGUAAAAUAAAAAUAUACUCCCGUAUUAAAAUCCCGUCAGACGUAAACUGGAUUGCAUAGUGAGAUAGUUUACGGAGCCCAGAAUGGUAAUUUUAAAUGCCUUAUUCCUUAAACUAUAUUUAAAUAAGCCAGGGUAUUUCAAGAACAAAUUGAAAUUCGAAUCAUUAUUUUUAGCAGCCAGUCUUAACACACAAUUGCUAUACAAUGAGGUUCUAUUAACGGCACUAACAUUUUUAGAUUAAAAAAUACAACGUAGGUAAUACGAGAUACACAUUGCUAAUGCUUUAGUUUAAUAUAAAAGCUACGUCUCUCCGAAUUAAUAGCAAAUGAAAUCGCUCCUUUGACGUAGCAGAGUAGGACAUAAUAUAGAAUGAUUAAAUACUUACCUUAAAGGAGCUGACUUAGUCUUUUUAAUCUUCUUACUCUAUGUACAAACUAAUUGAAUUCCUUUAACCGAGCUUAUAAAGAGUGCCGCUUUCUUUAAAGCUUUGAUACUCGUCGCUUAAUUGUUAGAAAAAGGUACCGCGUGUUUAUUUUAAUAUUCUACCGCAUCCGUGGCUGGAUAGUCAAAUGCUUUGUUUGUCUCUGGCAGUUCAAAUUUCAGCGUAAGAAUAUGUUCAAUAUUCGAAUAUGUAAGAUAUCAUUUAACAUUUCAGUAUAAAUGUAUCAGUCACGUAAAGCACUAUUUAUCGUAGUCAUAGGUUAAGACUUACUUUGGUAACUUACUUUGGACUUACUAUGUAUCCCGUGUCCAGUAACCAGUACAUUUCUGACAUACCGGAGUCAAACUUAGCGCUAAGUCUUAACUGUACAUCUUCACCAUAACUUGGGCGUUCUCAACCCAGUAAUAUCAGGGAUAAACUUUUGAUUGUAGCCUCAUUGUUUUAGAAAUAAUCUCAUCUCUGACAUUAUUAAAUAAUAAAACGAUACAAUUCUAGUAAUAAGUGUAAGUGUCCCACACUUGAGGCGAACAAUAUUUCCCUCGACCGUAGAGGUUCACAUUCCAAAUUGCUUUAUAAUGCCCUGAGCUAUCGUUUCAUUUCUUCACUGCGAAGCACUAAAAAUACAAUUCUUUUAAAGUAACAUAAGCUUUUCUGAGAAACCGCAAUAUGAUUCUAGUCUUCCGAAGCGGGAUUCGUCUCGGAAUAUUAAUGAAAGCAAAAUCAUUCGGAUAUUAGUAUUCGGAAGGAAUCGAUCGCGUUUUUAUUCGUGGCGAAUAAAUCCAAGCUGAAUUCUUAAUGUGUAUUAAUUAGGAGGAAGCCUUUACGGAUUGAAUGUCUUAAUGUUGGCUGUGGGGUGUGUAUCAAUGGACUUUCUGAUUCUUUGAUGUAAUUGGCUAAUUUGUUGCCUCCGCUGAUUCUACUUUUAUUGAUAUUUACGUAAAUAGGGUAAAUAUAAGAUAUGUUUUUGUGAUUAUAAUAAUAACGAGCAAUGAUAAGAAUAUAUAUUGUUAGAAGAAUUUGACAUACAGUAUUUUGUGUUAAAUUUCGUUGUCGAAUAUUAGACAAUAAAAAAGUUGCCUUGCAAAUGUGUUAGCUUACUAUCAGGGCUGACCGAAUUAAAAAAAAAAUAUAAAUAGUUACAGAGCAAAAUAUAUACUUAUUUAUACCAUUUAUUAUAUAUGUAAAACUUCUCCCAGUUUCGUUUUUGAAACAAUAUUAAUUAUUCCGCACGAUUUCCACAGAAACUGAUCUUACAAAAAUGGACGGUUAAGUCUAUUUGUAUACAUUACAUAAAUCUUAUUAAAAAUCUUUUCAUUUUACGGGAUUGAUAGGCCACCACUCACACUAGGGACCACAACUCGUAUGUUUUGCGAGCUUGCCUUGCUAGCUAUGAAAGCAUUGAAAAUAUACAUAUAUUGUUAUAAAUUUGCAAUAAAAGAUCGAAAGGUUUGUUUUAAUCUAAUUAAUAUUGUACUCUACUGUUUUCUAGCGUAAUAUGUAGUGUUGAGCCGAACUAAUGUGUUGCCGGCGCGUGGCUGCCGUAUUAAUGUCGGAGCUCAGGAGUACUGUGGCCUCAUAUAAAUGAUACACCUACUUGUAGCUUGUAAUCUUCCGUACUAAGCUGUUGUAUAAAUUGUACGCCGUAUAUAUUAGUUAUUUUCUUGUUUUUCAAUAAAACAGUGUUGUUUUCUAUUGGGACUUUUAACGUUUAAUGUAAUGUGAAUUAAUUAUUUAUAUGUUUUGUUAAUCCCAACUAAGUAUCAGCGAUUUACGUAUCAAUCAUCGUUUAUUUGUUCAUUUUUUCACUUUCUUUACACUGAAUGUAUCGUCUGUCCGUGUAUCUAUUAUCACUGAAAUAUUAACAAUAGUGAGUUUUGUGCAAAAUAAUACUACUUUUAAUGUGUGUAUAAUUUAAAACAAAGUUUAAUAAGGGAAAAACAUCAAAAAAAUAUGAGGCUUAUAAAUAAGUUUACUUUUUCAGGAAAGCUGCCGGGAAUUACAUUAGUUUUUCUUCAUUGUAAUUGUUUAAUACGUAUUUGGUUUAUGCGACUAUUAAAACUUCUUUAACGUAAAAUAAACGUCAUAUUAUAUUAUUUUCACAA
Messenger RNA from Pieris brassicae (large cabbage white), 4980 nucleotides. RefSeq names its product aldo-keto reductase AKR2E4-like. The transcript has 7 exons. The record is from RefSeq and is a predicted model, not a curated record. The coding region runs from base 66 to 1124 and encodes 352 amino acids. Lineage: Eukaryota; Metazoa; Arthropoda; Insecta; Lepidoptera; Pieridae. Gene Ontology annotation, cellular component: cytosol. Gene Ontology annotation, molecular function: aldose reductase (NADPH) activity.